Messenger RNA from Branchiostoma floridae (Florida lancelet), 2236 nucleotides. RefSeq lists its product as uncharacterized. Lineage: Eukaryota; Metazoa; Chordata; Leptocardii; Amphioxiformes; Branchiostomatidae. The coding region runs from base 111 to 1514 and encodes 467 amino acids. The record is from RefSeq and is a predicted model, not a curated record. The transcript is spliced from 2 exons.
GUGUAGUCCAGCAAUGGUACGGCAGAUGUGAGUACAGUCAUUCAUAUCAGGCGCAUUGUAAAGACUGGGUCGGCGCGGCGACAGAAAGUCAACAUUAUUAUGGGAUCAUCAUGAACAAGACCGGUUCUGGCGGUGUCAUGUCUAGUACGAGAGGUGAGGCAUCCAAGCGGCCAUGUUGUCAGGACUUCUGUGAAUGCCUGUGGAAGAUGGCAGACGUGAGUGACAUGUUCGGGUUGGGGGACGCCUGUCGGGGGCUGUUCUCCCGCGCCAAGUCGACAGCUGAAGGCGCGCGGAGGCAAGGCCGUGGGACCGCCGACGGGACCGACACGCCUUCCGCGGGGGACCCCUGUCCGCAAGACGGCACGAGGCUGGACCAUUUGAUAGCUGAGCUACGGGCAAAUAUGAUUGACCUGAUAUCUCUAGACGUGGAUGUUCUUCGACAGUUUCUUCACGUUUACGAAGAAAUAGAGGACCUAAAACUACAGAGGCAGUUUGCUAGCGACGGAUACGACACGGCCAGCACCUACUCUUACGAGUCAGGUUCAAGUGUAGAGUCUCUUCAGAGUGUGGGACGCCCCCUGUCGGGAGGUUUUGACAAUGCAAUGACGUAUCAGUCGAGGGGUUCAAGGUUUCUUGAAGUGCCGAGAAGAGGUGGUUCCUGCUCUCCUAAGCUUGGCUCCCCCAGAUUAAGGCGGCCUCUUUCGGACUCUUCUGGGACAUUUUGUUUUUCACAAUCUACCACAAAAGGGGAAUCCUCUCCGAUAGAGAAUAGCGUAGCCAUGGUUGCCUCGGAAGAACACCUCCUAUCAGGAACAAGCGGAGUUGCAGGGAAACAGAAAGGCAGUUCGCAAGCUUACGACAAGCAUUACAGCCAACGUACAACAGAUAACACAAGAGUUCAUACUGUUUCACACGAUCUGAGAAUGCUAUCCUUAGCUGAUGAUAGACAGCUAUCAGUGCCCAGUAUUGAAGUUACUUCAGUACAAGACUCACAGGAUCAACCGUAUGAUCACAGCACACGCGUAGGCGUACAUGCAGACGGCCUUCUUACAACCAAGACGUCUUUACAAGAUGCUGUGACCAGCCAAAUCCCCCCACAGCUACCCAAGAAGGAGAGAAAAGGAAAGGUAACUCCCUACCAAAGUAACGGCGAUAGCUAUCAGCAGGGACUGGACGAAGAAACCGCUAGACUUAUCCGAACGUGCGAAGAAUACAUGCUGAUCUCAGACAGAGCAUCACAAUCAAUACCUGUGAAUAACAAAAUAAAACCAGUACCGAAUGUACAGAGCAUUAAUACAUAUCAAAAUGGGUACAAUCAAAGUUGGUCUCGGACUAAUAUGAACUUUUCUCUCAGUGACAGAAGGAAUGUUGACGUCACUCCAGAGCGGACACGGCCUGUGUGUAGAAUACGGCCCGGCAUUGAGGCUGUACAUGAUCAUGUAGGGAGCGCAUGCGCACAGGGGGAGGGGGACUAUAUGGUUAUGCUUCCGAUCAUCAGGGUCUCAGGUCAUUAGCUUCUAUGCAAGACAAGUAGAACCAUUGUCAUAAACUUGCAACAAACAUUCCUUCAUGUUUUUUUCCCUACACAUCUGCAUUAUAUGAAUAUGCAAAAUCAUACCAUAUCAAAGAUUUUUGCACAAAGAUUUUCGCUCACAAUAGCCUGACUAAAUCAAGCUUCUAGAAGCCAUUUCACCCGUCAGGCGCCUCGAGAAGGAGGCCCAAUAAGGCCUACGUCACAUUUACAACCGGGUCCCGGCCGAGCAGCAUUCAGGAGUGAAAAGUAUGAUAUAAAAGACACAGAACUACAGAUGACGUAAAGAGAAUAGUCGUUGUCAUUAUGUGUAUAUUUUUUUAUGUACACAUUGCUAUCUUUCGUUUCGACAAACAGCCCGACCGGGUCCGGUUUGGAAAUGUCGUUAGCAUAAGUGAAGGCUCCGACAAGGAGAGAUUGUAAAGCACAGACUACAUUCACAAGAGAUAAGCUGUGAAAGGCACGAGACUGGUAGAAGUGAUGAAUUUGUAGAGCGUAAUAUGUACUCACGGCGACAUGAGCUGCAGAAAGUAUGGGAGUAUGGAAGAAUGAGAAAGUUUAAAGUCCAAGAGACAAGGACUCAAGGAAUGGACAGAGACUUAUGAAUAAAAGGAUUCUGUAGGAUUAAGGAAAUGUUCUGAUGGAUGAAGCUUGGAUGAUGGUGCUGAGCAGUGUUCAAGGGUGGAAUAAAGUGGAUAACAAAGA